GACUUCAGGUCUGCAUCACAGUUACUCUCUCAGACAGUCAGCGCUAACUUCAGGAGCAGAGAAAUAUCUCCCGGGUUAUAUGGAUCCAGGGAAUAUUAAAGAAGAACCCAAACCCAAGAAGCUGGUAAAGAGCUUGACCCAUCCUCCUACACUGUCCAUGGUGGUUGAGGUCCUGAAGAAGAGUUAGAGAGGAAAGGGACAUCAGUGCAGGCCAUACGAGCUCAGAUCCUGGCUUCACAUCCCACUGUAGACCCUCUGAGGCUGAAGACCCUACUGAAGUCUGCUUUGAAGAAGGGAAUUGAAAGGGGGAUUAUCAUCCGGCCAGCGAAGCCCAAUGCCACUGGAGCCACAGGACGCUUCAUACUGGUGAAACCAAAAUCCAAGCCAAAGGAGGGAAGAGAUGUUAACAUGUCUAAGAAUGUGGAUUCCAACGCAGAACUUAACGAGAAAAGCAGAAAUCCCCCAAGGAAUGCAAAGUCUGCAUAUAAAGCUGGCGAAACCAAAAUCCAAGCCAAAGGAGGGAAGAGAUGUUAACAUGUCAGAAUGUAGAUCCCAACGCAGAACUUAACGAGAAACGCAGGAAUCCCCCAAGGAAUGCAAAGUCUGCAUAUAAAGAGAACAGUCAAGAAGAGCCCAAACCUAAGAAGCUGGUAAAGAGCUUGGCUCAUCCCCCUACACUGUCCAUGGUGGUUGAGGUCCUGAAGAAGAGUACAGAGAAGAAGGGGACAUCAGUGCAGGCCAUACGAGCUCAGAUCCUGGCUGCACAUCCCACUUUAGAUCCUCUGAGGCUGAAGACCCUACUGAAGUCUGCUUUGAAGAAGGGAAUUGAGAGGGGAAUUUUCAUCCGACCAGCCAAGUCCAAUGCCACCGGAGCCACAGGUCGCUUCAUACUGACGAAAGCAGGAUCCAAGCUACAGGAUGGGAGUAAUGGUAAAAUACCUAAGAGGGAACCAGAGAAUCCUCCAAGGAAAGCAAAGGCGACAAAAAAGAGACAAACGUAGAGCAGAUAAACGGAAAUAAUGGGCACGUUUGUCAGGGGUCGUAAUGUUACACUCGCUGGUGAACAUGUCUUUACACACAUCUCCCAUUUUGUGGCCUAUUGCUCCACAAAAUGGCUGCCAGUAACUUUUACAUGUCAGUUGCUGACAAUCAGGGGAUAUGUAGUACAACAGUUUUUGUUUCUGAAGCUUCUUCAUACAUACAUCGAAGACUUGCAACAAAACUUUGGUGCCCACAAAAUAUUCCCUUCACACCCCAUUACUUUAUGUUGGAACACUGGCUAGUCUAGAUUUACAGAAUAUUGCUUCUGUACUGUCUCAAUGUGACGUUAGUUGGUUCUAAUGCAAUGUUGCCAAAUUUUUAGGUUUUUAACGCUCUCGCAAAAUGUUUUCA
This is a messenger RNA of Pseudophryne corroboree (corroboree frog), 1392 nucleotides long. Its product is annotated as protein B4-like. Lineage: Eukaryota; Metazoa; Chordata; Amphibia; Anura; Myobatrachidae. Gene Ontology annotation, cellular component: nucleosome. The transcript is spliced from 6 exons. Gene Ontology annotation, biological process: nucleosome assembly. The record is from RefSeq and is a predicted model, not a curated record. Gene Ontology annotation, molecular function: DNA binding. Bases 528 to 1001 code for a protein of 157 amino acids.